Molecule: messenger RNA, 3136 nt
Organism: Ostrinia furnacalis (Asian corn borer)
Lineage: Eukaryota; Metazoa; Arthropoda; Insecta; Lepidoptera; Crambidae
Gene: S1P
Product: membrane-bound transcription factor site-1 protease
Exons: 18
Coding region: 266-3001 (911 amino acids)
Biological process (GO): proteolysis
Cellular component (GO): Golgi apparatus
Molecular function (GO): serine-type endopeptidase activity
Source: RefSeq, a predicted model, not a curated record
AAAAAAAUAAGAAAAAUGUAAAGUGUCAAAAAUUAGAUUCGUUUUUGCCGAUUACAAAUUAAUAAAAUUAAUUAGAUUUUCGUCUAAAUAUUCUAAAGUUCCAUGUUUAUUGAUUUUCUUAAGGCUUUAGUACACAUAAAUUGAAUACAAUGUCCAUAAACCACGUGCAGUUUGAAAUGAUAACAUCAUGUGAGCUGUGAGCACAGUGCGUCCUAAAUAAUUUCUACGCGUCGACCAUGUAAUAAAAGUAUUGCAGUUAUUUAUAAUGAUGGGUAUCACCCAUGUCUAUAUUUUUGUGAUCAUCACAAUUAGAGCUUUGUCUGUACAUGGUGGUGAAAAUAUUGACGAUGUUGAUGCGUCGUGUAACGCCACGGAAGCCGCUCGAGUCGAAUAUGAAUACAAUACCGAUGUAGUCAACAGUGAGCACAUAAUAACGUUCAAAGGUUAUUUCUUCAGAGCAACCCGAAAUAAUUAUGUUGCUGCGGCUUUGAAGAACGCUGGGGUUUCAAAUUGGACAAUAAUUCAGCGUAACAAUCCGGCUAAGGAGUUUCCUAGCGACUUCGACGUCAUCGUCUUGGAAGAUGAGAGGAGGCGCGCGCUAGACGCCUUGCGGGAUCACCCGGCUGUGAAGAGAGUCACCGCUCAAAGGCAGGUCCAGCGGACCAUCAAAUAUGUUCAGGAGGACAAGUGUGGACCUGCCGGGUGCGUUUACACGGGCUGGAGGAACCACCGAGCGCGCGAUCUCCAUUCGCUACGACGACUUCGCGAGAACGGCUACACGUCUCGGAAGCUUCUGAGGACGGUGCCGCGUCAGAUCACUUCAGUCCUCAAAGCCGAUCUGCUCUGGUCCCUCGGCGUAACAGGGGAGGGAAUUCGAGUGGCGGUGUUCGACACGGGGCUGGCCCGCCACCACCCGCACUUCGGGCGCGUGCGGGAGCGCACCGACUGGACCGGCGAGCGCACGCUCGACGACGCGCUCGGCCAUGGCACCUUCGUCGCCGGGGUCAUAGCCUCCAGGGCCGACUGUCUGGGGUUCGCUCCCGACGCGGACCUCCACAUUUUCCGCGUUUUCACCGACAAUCAGGUGUCGUACACCUCAUGGUUCCUGGACGCUUUCAACUACGCCAUCAUGCGGAAGAUCGACGUUCUCAACCUCAGCAUCGGGGGGCCAGACUUCAUGGACCACCCGUUCGUCGACAAGGUGUGGGAGCUGAGCGCUAACAAGGUGAUAAUCGUCUCUGCGAUCGGUAACGACGGGCCUCUGUACGGGACGCUCAACAACCCGGCCGACCAGAUGGACGUCAUCGGCGUAGGAGGCAUCGGCUUCGACGAUCGCAUUGCCAAGUUCUCCUCGAGGGGUAUGACGACCUGGGAACUGCCUCACGGUUACGGGCGCAUGAAGCCGGAUAUCGUGACCUACGGCAGCGGCGUACGCGGGUCCAGCGUUACCGGUGGAUGCAGGUCGUUAAGUGGGACGUCAGUAGCGUCGCCUGUAGUAGCCGGCGCCAUAGCCCUCCUGGCGAGCGGGGUGCCUCGUCAGCACCUCACGCCGGCCGCAGUCAAGCAAGCGCUCUGCAUCACCGCGCGCCGCCUGUCAGGCCCCAACAUGUUCGAGCAGGGCCACGGCAAGCUGGACCUGAUCAGCGCCUACCAGUUCCUCAGGGAGUACGAGCCGCAAGCGAGCCUGAGUCCGCCAUACAUCGACUUGACGGAGUGCCAGUACAUGUGGCCGUACUGCACGCAGCCUCUGUACUUCAGCGCGCAGCCAACCAUCGUCAACGUGACCGUCAUCAACGGGCUGGGCGUCUCUGGACACGUGAAACACGUGAAUUGGCAUCCCCACUUGCCGAAUGGGGUGUUGUUGGCGGUGUCGGUUCAACACAGCGAGUUCCUCUGGCCCUGGUCCGGCUGGCUUGCGCUAAGCUUCUCCGUGCUAGAGAAAGGCGCUGACUUUGAUGGACUGGUCGAGGGCCACAUAAACGUGACUAUAGAAAGCCAUGGCGAUCUCGGAGACAAGACAAUGCGCAACCAGACCUUGAUGCUUCCGAUACGCGCUCGCGUGAUCCCGGUCCCGGUGCGGUCGCGGCGUCUCCUCUGGGACCAGUUCCACAGCCUGCGCUACCCGGGCGGGUACUUCCCGCGGGACGAUCUGCGCGCCAAGCACGACCCGCUGGACUGGCACGCGGACCACGUGCAUACCAACUUCAGAGAUAUGUACCGCCGGCUGCGCGAGCACGGGUUCUACCUCGAAGUCAUGGGUUCUCCACUGACCUGCAUCGACACCUCUCUCUACGGCGCACUACUGCUGGUGGACCCCGAAGACGAGUACUUCCCCGAAGAGAUGGCUGCCCUCAAGAAAGCCGUGGACGCGGGCAUGUCGCUCGUAGUCUUUGCCGACUGGUACAACGCGUCUCUGCUGCGGCACGUCAAGUUCUACGACGAGAACACGCGGCAAUGGUGGAUACCAGAGACAGGCGGUUCCAACGUGCCUGCCUUAAACGAUCUUCUCAGCAUGUAUCAGGUGGCGCUAGGCGACCGGGUAUUCGAAGGCUCCUUCAAACUGGGCGGCCACCCGAUGUACUACGCGAGCGGGACACACAUCCACAGCUUCCCCGAGCACGGGACUCUGAUCACGGCACAGCUGAGCGACCAAGGGCACCAGAUAAUGACGGGUGAGAAGCCUAGUUCGGGCCCGGGCACGCCGCCGUCUGGCCCAACGGUCGACGUGCCUAUAUUAGGCCUGCUACAGACAGACGGCGAGACCCGCGACUACGCUAACGAUACCAUCGACAAGAUACCAAGGUCCGGUCGCCUGGUUGUGUACGGGGACUCUUCGUGCUUAGAGGGCGGCGCAGCGAGGCCGUGCCACUGGCUACUUCUGGCAGCGCUGCAGUACGCUCUUGGGGGCCACCUGCCUUCCUCGCUCAAGGAGGCUGCCCUACCCGCGCAGGCCCGCGUUAAAGACGUGCACAUCAUACCUUCAGGUAAGCACCAGCUGUGACGUGCCACUAGAUACUUCUAGCAGCAUUGCAGUACGCUCUUGGGGGACACCUGCCCUCCUCGCUCAAGGCGGCUGCCUUACCCGUGCAGGCUCGCGUGAAAGACGUCCAUAUCAUACCUUCAGGUAAGCACCAGC